GUUUCGCUUCCACUGCGCGUGGCGUUUGAACUUCGUUUCACUGCUCUGCAACUCAGAAGAAUCGGCUCCAAAAAGUCUCCUCUUUCUCUCUCGAUUUUUGGAAAUGAGAGAGACAUUUUUGCAGGGGCAGCGCCUCGAGCAUCAAUUCUCUUGGUUAUCGCGAUUAUACGACGUCGUCUCACCCGGUUUGCUCCCCUUUCGCCGCUUUUGAGGCUCUCUCUGCUCUGAAUUCUGCUUCCUCUGCUCCGUUUUUCCCAAUUUUUCCUUUUCUUUUCGCUUCUUGUUUGUUUGUUGUGGAGCGGUUUGUUUGUGGCGUUUGCGUGAUGGGCAGAGUGAGUCUUAAUUAGGGUCAGAGGAAUUAGCCAGUGGUGUGGCUGUAAUCUUCUGAAAUCUGCUGAAGUUUUCGUGGUUUGGCACCGUCAUUUCGUCGUUUUUCUAUCGCUGCAACUGUAAUUUUUUUUUUGCCUUUCUCAGCCUUCAGUACUCUCUCUACCCUUUUUAUUUCUCAGAAACCCUUCCUGGGUAGGGAUUUCUCUUGCCUCCACACCUCCCAUUGCUCCAUUAUUGUACGUCUUCCGUUUUUUCUUUUUGUUCUUAAAGCUGUUUUUGUUUCUGCGUCUCGUGAUAUUUUUGCUUUCUCUGGAGAACCUGUUUCAUUGAGCAUCAUAGCCAUUUUUGUACGGUGUUUUUGGGUUGGGUUUUUGAAGGGAGUGCGAUUCAGUGGAGUUACAAGGCUCGGAGAAUGUAGUUUUAGGAUUCGUUUGAACAAUGCAGAAGCACAUUUGGAAGAACUGAGGCAGCCCCGUGGCAGUUUUUGGGGUCUUUGUUAGAGAGUUUGAUGGAAAAUACAGGGAGAGCAUCGUCUUGUUUGGCUAUUUCAGAGAAGAAGACGCAUAAGCCUGGUGGGUGUGUUGGCGUUUUCUUCCAGCUCUUUGAUUGGAACCGGAGGUUGGCUAAGAGGAAGCUCUUCUCCAGGAAAUUGCUUCCUCCAGCUCGAACGAAACAAUCGACUAAGAAGUUCAAAGGAGGCGAAAAGAUGCCGGUUUCGAAGAAUCAUUUGAUUGCUGAUGAAAAUAGAGGUGGUUUCCCAAAUGUCAAGAAGAAUGGGAAUCGUUGUACCGAUAUAGAGCACAAGAACGAAAUGCGAGUACCGGGACUGGUUGCAAGACUCAUGGGUCUUGAGUCGAUGCCAGUUUUAAGUCGAGAAAGGCCGAAGAAGACUGGUUUUUCUAAUCCUUGUGACAGUGUGGAAAAGAAAAUUGUGGAGGAAUUGAAUUUGGAAAAGGCAAGUGCAAAAGUUGAAGCAAGGCCUCUAAAGCUUCAGAAGACAGGACAAGAGGAGAGAAAGGUGAUGAGACGAAUAGGAGCUGAGGUACUGCAAUACAAGAGUGUUAUGUCGCGAUCGAGGAAGCAUCAUCCUCCAAAAUUUCCUUCAUCGGCGAAAAGUCCAAGGCUUCCCUCAGGGAGGAAUGUGUCUAGAGCCUCCCGGUUGAUCGAUGUUGCUAGCAAAAUAUUGGAGCCUGGCUUGCAGGCAUCAAACAGAGCAAAAUCUGCCAUCACACUGCCAAAGUCUAUGCAUUAUUCUCCUAAUGAGGUUGUACCGAGGGAAAUUGGAGUUGUACCAUUGGAAGGUUAUGAUUCUUCACAGUCCUUCAUGGGACAGGCAUCAUGUAGAAAUUGCAAUAAUUUGCUGAAAGUUGAGGUCUUCAACAACAUUGUGGAAGAAUAUCCAUCCACGAUUCCGCCACACGAUUCAACUUAUGCCAACGACUCUUUGCAGGGAUUGGGAUGGAGUGAAAUGAUAUCCCCUGAAUUGCACCUCCAGCGAGAAAGUGAUGAAGUCUUCCAAACCAAUUGUGAUCAACCUAUAUCUUUUGAUUCCAAGCAUAAUGAAUCUAAGGGCUGUAUAAAAUCCCAACUCUAUUCUAUUGCAGGAAGAUUGCCUCUGAACAAUGGAUCACCAUUUCCAUUGUCCAGGCCUUCCGGCCAACAAUUCAAGCUUAGGACAAAUGAACCAUCAGUCGUCAAGCAUUGCAGUCAACCUGAAGUUCGUAUGACAUCGGUCAGGGAUGGGGUAUCACCUAAGUCGAAGUCAAGUAUUCUACAGAGCAGAAGAACCACCAUAUCAUCUGCGAAUACUGUUGGCGAGACAAAAAAUUUUGUUGCUUUUAAUCGAAGUGUUAAUGGCUGCAGCAGAGGAAAACUGCCUGCUAAAGUGGAAAAUUCUAAGUUUAGCGUAGGAAGGAAAUCUUUUAAUGGAGGAGAAGAUGUCUCAUCUCAGUCAGGAACCUCUCCAAGGAAAAGGAGGACUGCACACUUAAGUGGACAUAUUGAAAGCAAAGAUGCUGUUGAUUCACCUGCUACAAAACAACGAUCCCCUCAGUGCGAUAAAUUGCCUAGAACGAGUUCAAGAAUUCAACGGAAAUCUCUCCCCACAAAGCAGCCUUGUGCCGCUAAUAGAUUAGCUGGUCGUCGAGAAGCCGGUGAUAGAGUUUGCAGAAGGGAUACUGACACUGUUUCUUUCAUCUGUGAUUCUCCCAUUAAGCAGAAAGCCACAGCUGCUACAGAGAUGAAUGAGAGCAUGGCAAACGAGGGAAAUAUGCCUUACCAAAAGCCAUCCUUGUUUGGAGGAGAGGCCAUAGAUAUCCUGGAACAGAAGUUGAAGGAAUUAACUUCUCAAGGAAAUGAUGAGUCAGCGUCGGGUUCUCCAUUGAAGAAACCCGCUUCUGUAAUCAUUCAGGAGCUGAUAUCUGCCUUAGCUGCCGCACAGAAAGUUUCUUUGGAGGGCUCCAACAUGGAUGUAACUUACUGUGAUGAUUCAAAUGAAGAACGGCUCACGAGAACGUCCAAAGGACUAGAUCAUCAUAGCCCGGGAUCUGUUCUUGAAGCUUCAUUCUCGUCCAGUAGCCUGGAUGAGAGUUCAGGAUGCAGGAUGCCAGCUGAGUCUGUUGAUUGUUCUAUCGAUCAAUCACAGCAAUCUGAGCCCGAUGCCGAUCUUUUAGAUUCUGCAACGUCCUUGAGCGAAGGGAAUCUCGGGAGUGAAAGGGUGACCGAAGUCUUCGAUGCUAUAUCUAGCAUACUGCAGAGCUAUAACCUUACCGGUAUCAGAUUGACCGGGAGUAAGCUCACUCAUGCCAGAGAGGUUAUGCUCAACACCGAAAUUUUGUUCGGCAGGUACGAAAACAACCUUCUCAUCGUGCCCCCCCUUUUCGUCGACGAACUGGAAACAUUCACUUGCGAAAUGUGGACAAACUCAAGCAACAUGAGCAAUUCAGAGAACAGCAAGGAGGUAAACCAUCUAAGAAAGUUUCUUUUCGACUGUCUGAUAGAAUGCCUGGACUCAAAACACAGCCAGUUCUACUACGGUGGAUCCAAUGCUUGGACAAGAACAUUCCCAGCACCAAGCGCGAGAGUGGUUAUUCAAGACGUCGAGAAGAAGAUCAAGAAAUGGGGGGAUUUUGUUGGGAUGGUGACAGAUGAGAUAGUAGAAUGGGAAAUGAGCCAUUCUUUGGGGAAAUGGAGUGAUUUUAGCAUUGAAGAAUUGGAAAGUGGGGCAGAAAUUGGUGUGGAAAUACUUCAAAUAUUGAUUGAUGAAAUUGUAACAGAGCUUUGGGAAUGUAGGAGGGGCUGAUUUUGAAUGUCAUUUAGUAGUGUUGUUGUAGGUUUUGUGUACAAAUGGAUUGGAGGAUGAAGGUGAAUGUAAUUUGUAGAUGUUCAUUGUUGCUCCCAUUGUGUUCUUGAAUAAUUUUGAAAGCAGGUUUUUGCAGUUGGCUCAAAUCUGUUCAUCUAAUUUUCAGAUGUUUAUUUUAAGCAGC
Molecule: messenger RNA, 3815 nt
Organism: Momordica charantia (bitter melon)
Lineage: Eukaryota; Viridiplantae; Streptophyta; Magnoliopsida; Cucurbitales; Cucurbitaceae
Gene: TRM22
Product: DnaA initiator-associating protein
Source: RefSeq, a predicted model, not a curated record